Messenger RNA from Coffea eugenioides, 740 nucleotides. RefSeq lists its product as uncharacterized. The transcript has 2 exons. The record is from RefSeq and is a predicted model, not a curated record. Bases 124 to 459 code for a protein of 111 amino acids. NCBI's taxonomy places the organism in Eukaryota, Viridiplantae, Streptophyta, Magnoliopsida, Gentianales, Rubiaceae.
CGGUCCACGUAGCUUUUCCUUUUAAAUCUUUCUCCGAAUAGAAGAAUCACAAACCAAUAUUAGUAAGUAGUAUACACUGGAGCUUGCAGAACGAGUUUUCAGAUAGAAGAAAUAAACAAUAUAAUGAUGAGCAAGAGGAAGACUUUUGCUCCUCCUAUUUUCAUCUUCUAUUGGCUUUUGAUGAUUUCCAUGAUUUUACCCCAACCCGCUCUCUGCAGUGGUGGGGGUAGAAUGAUUGGAGUGCAGCACAGGGAUUCGCCCUCUGCUGGCAGGGCAACUGGCGUAAGUUCUCCUCCUGCUAACUCUGCUCCUAGAGGCAGACCAAGCAUAACUUACCCGGUAUUAACGAGUCGGCCAAUCUGCCGUAGUAUUCGCUACUCGAAUUGCAUCAUCCGAGGCUCUAAUCGAAGUCGACCCUGUAGUUUUGCCAGUCGUUGCGUUCAGCACAGGCAACCCUGAACCCCCUACCUAGUAAUUAAUUGGGCAUCAGAAAAAUGGGGUUUUUAAUUUUAUGCUAGGAGGUGUGGCUGUUUAAUUUUUUUUUUUUCAAAAUAAUUUUUCCCCUUUUAGCACAACUUUUGGGUUUUUCAUACGGUUUUUUUCUUUUUAUAUGCCAUAAUAGCAGGUUUGUUUCUUGAGCACCGUAAUGAGGCAGAACAUGUUGAAGACAACGCCCGUACUUUUUGUAAUCGUAUAUCUUUGGAAAAUCUGUAUGUAUCCACCAACCAUCGUAUGCUAUA